Molecule: messenger RNA, 729 nt
Organism: Aspergillus steynii IBT 23096
Lineage: Eukaryota; Fungi; Ascomycota; Eurotiomycetes; Eurotiales; Aspergillaceae
Product: mitochondrial 37S ribosomal protein mS41
Exons: 1
Coding region: 1-729 (242 amino acids)
Cellular component (GO): mitochondrion
Source: RefSeq, a predicted model, not a curated record
AUGCGCAGCGCCUAUCUUUCAUCUCGAAUCAUCAGACCUUUCGCCAUCGGAAAGCAGUGUGUUCGAUGUCUCCAUAAUAAUACACCCUCUCCCUCCGUACCUUCCCCGACACCGUUUGUUCCCGAUGUCCAAACCUUUCUCAAGUUGAUUGGUCGUGGUAUGGCCAAGCACGCAAGCAAGUUUCCUUCCUGGGACAAGUUAUUUGCACUCACGUCGACGGAGCUCCGUGAUUUGGGCAUUGAACCAGCACGCCAGAGGCGAUAUCUACUUCGCAAGAGAGAAAAGUUCAGGCAGGGCAUUCACGGGCCCGGUGGCGACCUGGACCACGUUGUCGAUGGUGUUGCGCAGUUGAGAGUCGUCGAAGUUCCCCUGGAUCCCACUGCCUUUUCCAAAGACGCUGUACACCCAAAGCUCCCGGGUUCUUCGGCUACCCUGUCUCCCGGCAUGAGAAAAACCAUCGUUAAUCUACCCCCGGAUGCUACCGAGUAUUCGCACGACUCGUCGAGAUCGCUCAAGAAAUUUGCAUACAUGAAGAUACAUCGCGGCUCCAUGGUUCGUGGACCGUUCUUGCAGCCGAUAAAGGGCGCAAAUGGCCAGGCAUGUCUAAUCCAAGCCGAGGAAGGCAUGUGGGAAGACAAAUUGGGGCAUAAGGUGGAUGGUGGGGAGAGGAGGCGCGCUGAAGUCAGAGCUAAGCAGAGAAGCGAGGAACGGAGGAAAGGAACAGCCUAA